AUGUCCAAUUACGAGUUUGGCACACCGUGUCCGGCACCGAGCCACAGCGGACGUGAAAACGCGUCGCCGUUUCAAAGUAAACAAAACAACAUUUUCGACCAUGCCUUUGACCAGUUCAACGACAAUACCACCCAGAACAUUGCACACUUGGUACAGCAGGAAUUCAAAAAUGCUCCGCCACGUAGAACUCAGAAUCUGGCGAGAAAACCUAGACGUGCUCCGACUACGAUCUUUGAGGAUGCGAGCAGCAACAGCCAACGCGAAGCUUACAGACGCGAUGAACCGGCUGGAAUGACGAGAAGCAGCGCCAUUCAUGCCAGACCUGCUCAAAGGAUUCGCAUCCAGAGUUCUAGAGAUGAGAAGCCGGCUCCUCUUCCUACGAGCAGCAGUAGUGAUAUCGCAAACUUCAAGCCUACCAUCAGCACAAACAAGCCCACCAAGGAGGAUAGAAGACGAACUAUCUGGAUCCCGGAGGACACUACCUUGCUCUCAAUUCAUCCUGGAGCCUACGAUCACACACUGCAAGAUGAGACGCUUGGUCUACCUUCAAGCAAUUUGGACAUCACGCCUAUGAAGGAAACCCCACAGCCCGUACGAUUGGGUGCCAGUGCAAUGCGUCAGGCCCAGAAGAUGGCUUCUGUUUCGAAACGUAGUGCUCUUCGACCUCUUGCUCCAUCCCAACCCAAUGUGUCACACAGCGUUAUGGGCACUGGCGGUGGUAAGGAGAAUGUGCUUCCUGGUGCUCUGCUCUCUCGAAAUGCCAAGGGUGAAAAGUCUCUGGUUAGAUCAAUGAGCAAGGCCGCACCUCUAGGGACCAGCAAAUCACAGUCAUCUUUGCAGCAGAUGACAGGGGUUAAGAAGCGACCUGCACCAGAGUUGAAAGAUGCUCCGAAACCAAAGAUCCAAGCCAGAGCUCUCCACGAACGUUCCAGUGUUCGCAAUGAAGUCAUGCCCCGACCAGCCAACGUGGAUCCAUUCUCGAGAGACUUCAAGCACAAGCCGCUCGCACCUCCGAAGCCAGCCAGUAAGCCGGUAUCAACAAGACCUGUCUCGCAAACUUUCGCUCCAAAGGAUGUGCAUACUCGACCAGUCUCGAGCAGCAUUCCACCAAGAGAUAUCAGCCUACCAAACCUCAAACGCUCAGUGUUUCUUGCUGCAUCACGUUAUCCAGUCCUCAGCGAUGACCUGGGUCAGCCUGAGCUGUAUGAGGACAACUGGCUUCAGAAUCAAGAGGUUGCUUUGACACAACUCGUCAAUGUUGUUUUCCAGCAAGCACAUGAGUCUUCUGCCGCCAACGAUGUGCCUGCUCUGCGCAGUAGAAUGUUAACACUGUACCAUGAUGCAUCUGUUGCCACACUCCACCAGCGUCUAAAAGCUUCAUUGUCUUGUGGUGCGCUCAGCAUGCCGAAAGACACUUCGCAAUCACCGAAACUGAGGGACGAUAUUGGCCUGCGCCGCCAGUUCUUCGACCUCUUUGGACAUACUUAUGAUUCAGAAGCAUUACAGGCCGCUGCCGAAGUGGUGGUUGGACGUGUCAUCACUCCUGCUGCGGACCAUACACAAUCGAGGGCUGCGUCAUCGACUGGUAUCAAAGAAUGGAAACGCUUCUGUUCGACAUUCUUCGUUGACCACGAAGACUCUGCUGAACUACUGACUGCCCAUGAUGCCAAAUUUUCCGAAGGUUCAACAACACAACCCGGUACACCCGAAUGGUUCUGGCAGAGAACAGUCCUACGCGGCCUCAUGCUUAUUCAUCUUCUUGACCAAGUAAAGAGCACUGGAAAGCUUUCAACCUGUUUGUUCCAAGCAUCUUCUCCCCACAAGUCCUCCAUCAACGUACUCCGCGCAUUUGCAAAGCUCAUGGUACCUUCUGUUGGAGAUAUCUCUCGUCCUCUCGGACAUCUUGGAUAUUCAGUUCGCCAUGUGCAACAGCCAUUGGAAGAGUACACGUACUGCAUCGAUAACCUCGCUGUCGACCUCCGUGACGGUGUUCUACUCGCACACUUUGUUGAACUCUUAUUGUACCCAUCCCAAAACUUGGAUAACCAAUCUGAUCGCACUAUCACUCUUGGCCUCCCGGACGGCGAAACACUUACUAGCGUUUUGAACACAGACUCAACAACUCAAAUCUUGAGUCAGCACCUCAAGUUUCCUUGUAACAGCAAAGUACAAAAAAUGUACAAUGUUCAGGUUGCACUGAGUGCAUUGACUGGAGCUCGUGGGCUCGCCGGCACUGCCAUUGAGACGAUCAAGGCCGAUGAUGUCGUCAAUGGCCACCGAGAGAAAACCUUGAGCCUUCUUUGGGCACUUGUCAGCAGAUGGGGACUUGGAUACCUCGUAGACUGGGACGAACUCAAGAAAGAAACUCUUCGCUUCUCAAAAUACUCAGCUCAGCCAGUUGGAAUAAAUUACGCCUUGAGUGAAGAGCAGCCAGAUACAAACGAGCAAGGUCCUCUACUCAAGGAGUGGGCUGCAAGCGUCUGUCAACAGCACAAAGUUAUCGUCACCAACUUGACCACUUCGUUCACCGAUGGCCGCGCUCUGACAUCCAUCAUUUCGACCUACGCCGACUAUGUCCCUUCGUCAACGAAAAAGUCAUCAAAGACGAUGUCGACAACCGACCGCCUUCGCAAUCUAGGAUGCAGCGAAUCCUUCAUCACACUCUUCGCGUCCCAAGCACCCACCAUUCCCAGCCGGAGCAACACAAUCGCCCUCCUCGCUUUCCUUGCCUCUCGCCUUUUGCCUUUGGCUCGCACCUACAGAGCUGCUUGUAUCGUCCAGAAUGCCUAUCGUUUGCGCCUUGCUCGUCGCACUAUUUCUCUGCGCAUUCAGAAGAUGAAGGCGGCCAACGAAUGUGCGGCUAUGGCGGCGAGUAAACAGAGGGAAGUGGAUGCUGCGGUAGUUUUGCAGAGAGCGUGGAGAAGUGUUUUGGAUAGAAGGAUUGAGUGUUUGGAGAGGGAUGUUUUGGCUUUCCAGUCGCUUGCUAGAGGGUGGGGUGUGAGGAGAGCUACGGCAGGUGUUCUUGGUAUUGGUGCUGGAAGAAGAGUUAUGGGUGGAUGGUAG
Molecule: messenger RNA, 3063 nt
Organism: Aureobasidium namibiae CBS 147.97
Lineage: Eukaryota; Fungi; Ascomycota; Dothideomycetes; Dothideales; Saccotheciaceae
Exons: 1
Coding region: 1-3063 (1020 amino acids)
Biological process (GO): mitotic cell cycle; establishment of meiotic spindle localization; spindle organization
Cellular component (GO): spindle pole
Molecular function (GO): protein binding
Source: RefSeq, a predicted model, not a curated record